This is a messenger RNA of Quercus lobata, 1286 nucleotides long. RefSeq lists its product as uncharacterized. Bases 163 to 1161 code for a protein of 332 amino acids. The transcript has a single exon. The record is from RefSeq and is a predicted model, not a curated record. NCBI's taxonomy places the organism in Eukaryota, Viridiplantae, Streptophyta, Magnoliopsida, Fagales, Fagaceae.
UAUCACAAUUGACAAAGUCAAUUCUCUAUAAUCUAUAUCCCUGCUCCAAUGUUAUGUACCAUUCUCUUCUCUUCAUAAUUCAUUUCCAUCUCUUCUCCUAGUUUAUUCAUCCCCUCCAACAAGAAAUCAAAUAAUCCAUUGAAGAAAGCUCUAGCUAGCACCAUGGAUAGGGAACAAGAAGAGAUGCAAUUUCUCGGUCUCUUUGAUAUCUACAAAGAAGCUUACAAGAUCAUGCACUCAUGGGGGAAACUCUUGGGCCAAAUCAGCUUGGUCUUAAUCCUUCCUCUGUCCGUAAUCUUCUUGGUUCAUAUGCAAGUAUCUGAGGUUUUAUUCUCAAAGAUCGUCCACAACGAAAUUGUGUUGGAUUAUACCCGAGCUGGGUCUCCUACAUACAACAAAGUCUCCGAUGUUCUCUCUUCAGAAUGGACCAUUUUUUGGCUUUUCAAUGCUGCAUACUUCACUAUCCUCCUCAUCCUUUCACUCCUCUCUACCUCAGCUGUGGUUUACACCAUUGCAUGUAUUUACACAGGCCGUGAAGUCGAUUUCAAAAAGGUUAUGAGUGUUGUCCCCAAGGUUUGGAAGAGGCUUAUGGCCACGUUUUUGUGUUCUUACCUAUUCUUCUUCGUUUACCAGAUUCUGGCUUUUGUGAUCCUCGUUAUUUGCAUACUUGGAUUUGGGUCAACCAAGGCUUUUAUUCCCAUAUCAAUUGUUUUUUGGAUCUUGUACUUUGUGGGUUUUGUGUACAUGACCAUAGUUUGGCAAUUGGCUAGCGUUGUGACCGUGUUAGAAGACACUUAUGGAUUUGGGGCCAUGAUUAAGAGCAAGGCACUUAUACGGGGAAAGAUGGUUGUGGCUGUUUUGGUAUUUUUGAAGCUCAUUUUUUCAUUCGCAAUCAUAAAAAUUUUAUUUGAGAAUCUAGUUGUGCAUGGUGUAUCAUUGGGCAUAGUGAGUAGGGUAGGCUUUGGGGUUCUAUGUUCGUUAUUGCUUUUCAAUUUUUUUCUCUUUGGGCUUGUGGUUCAGACAGUGCUCUAUUUCGUUUGCAAGUCCUACCACCAUGAAAAUAUAGACAAGUCAGCCCUCUCGGAUCAUCUUGAAGUUUAUCUAGGGGAGUAUGUUCCUUUGAAGGCCAAGGAUGUUCAGCUUGAGCAAUAUCAUGUUUGAUUGGGUCUAAAAUGUUUUUGUACUCUAUUUUAUGUAAUAGCCUCGGGCAUUAUUAUCAUAUUUGAUAUUAAUACCGUGACAAACUGCAUAUCAGUUAUAUAUAUAUGUACUUUAAUUUUCAUUAA